UUCACGUAAAUUCUGAUUGUGGACAAAUCUGCAAAUUGAGUCAUGGUCGUUUUGGAGCGAGUGGCGCGUUAGAACGCUUUCAGGGUGGAGGAGCUGCGAACGUUGAAUUCGAAGGUGGCCGGAAUUCUAGUGUGAAAUUACUCGAUCUCAGACUGAAAUCUCACCCAUUCGCUCGAAACUUCCCUCAACAUCGACUUGAUAACGAAGAUGAAUCAAGUUAAUUGGUGUCGUGUAGAAUAGACAACAAGAAUCGUAACGAUGUCUAGAUAAGAACUGUUUUCAUUAGUUAAGAUUUGUUGAAUGUUUCAUUGCAUCGAACAAUCUCAGCGUGUCGUUCGCGAUCUCUACGUCAGCAGCGAUUGCUUUCUACGGUGAACUACUUUGAAUAGAAUCAACUCGAGAACAUGGACGUGCUGGCGCUCGCAGCGGACCCCACUAAAGGAAACACGGCCAAAGUGCUCGCCAUCUUCAUCCUUGGUAUUGGGAGCCUUUUCGUUGGUCUGUUGCCUGCCACAAUCUCAGAAAGGAAUCGCCGAAGGUAUCCGUUGAUUAUAUCAAUUCUGCUAUGCUUUGGAGCUGGAGUCCUGUUGGCUACGUCCGUUGUGCAUAUGCUGCCCGAUGUGCGCGAGGAGAUGCCAAAAUAUGCUGAGGUUGUGUUCUGCUGCGGGUUUUUCAUAAUCUAUUUUAUCGACGAACUUGUGCAUUUGUUUUUCGGUGAAGCCAUCCAGCAUCGAAGUAGGUCGAAUUCACAAGGAAGUUUACACAGUCAUCAUUCGCACACAAGGCCGAACUAUGGAGCGGAUCGGGAGACAGAGUCAUUGCUGAAUACGAAUGCUGGACAUCAUCACGCCCAAGAUCCAGAUGCCUGCAGCCAUGGCGAUCCAAGUGCCCCAAUUUGUCAUGUUAGCCACGAAGAGCCCUGUACAGAAAACAUGACCGGCACAUUUGGGCUGCUUUGUGCUCUGUCCUUACACGCUUUCAUUGAAGGUCUUGCGAUAGGCGUCCAAGACUCUAGUAACAAAGUCAUGAUUCUCCUUGUGGCUGUAGCUUGCCAUAAAUACGUUAUGGGGUUCUGUUUAGGUCUGGAGCUGUGUGCCAACGCUACAAGCACUCUCCGAUCUCAUCUCCUAGCCAUAUUAGUAUUCUCACUAGGUUCAGCUGUUGGUAUCGGAAUAGGAAUGAUUAUUGUAGAUCUACCGGAUACAUUGACGAAGUCUGCACUGCCCAUAUUGCAAGGGCUAGCAGGUGGAACGCUUCUGUAUGUUACCGUUUUGGAAGUAUUGCCGCGCGAAAAAGCACGGUGGCAUCGCAAUAGACGAAGAAAAUAUGCUGGUGUCACCCAGUUUUUAGCUGUUGGCUGUGGAUUCGCUGUUAUGACUUUAAUUAAUUUUUAUAUUGGUGACUAAGCACAAAUCUCAAACUGUUCCUAAUUUGUUUGUAUGUAUGUUAUGUAAUUAAGUGUACCAAAGUCCUGAUGUACAGAAUAUAUUUCUAAUAAAUUUAUUCAAGCAAUGCAACAAUGA
This is a messenger RNA of Hermetia illucens (black soldier fly), 1523 nucleotides long. RefSeq names its product zinc transporter ZIP1 (gene Zip88E). The transcript has 6 exons. NCBI's taxonomy places the organism in Eukaryota, Metazoa, Arthropoda, Insecta, Diptera, Stratiomyidae. The record is from RefSeq and is a predicted model, not a curated record. The coding region runs from base 405 to 1406 and encodes 333 amino acids. Gene Ontology annotation, molecular function: zinc ion transmembrane transporter activity. Gene Ontology annotation, cellular component: plasma membrane. Gene Ontology annotation, biological process: zinc ion transmembrane transport.